This is a messenger RNA of Knipowitschia caucasica, 975 nucleotides long. The record is from the annotation of a GenBank genome assembly. Lineage: Eukaryota; Metazoa; Chordata; Actinopteri; Gobiiformes; Gobiidae.
AUGGCGUCCAACCACACCAUCCGCAGCUAUUCCAUAAUCCCAUGUUUCAUCUUAGUGGAGCUGGUGAUCAUGUCCGGGACGGUUCUGCUGGCGUAUUACCUGGAGUGCACGGACCUCUUCAGCGUGCACGUGCAGGGGUUCUUCUGUAACGACGCAGAGCUGAUGAAGCCCUAUCCCGGCAGAGAGGAGGCCAGCUUCAUCCCCCCUCUCAUCCUCUACUGCGUGGUGGCAGCGGCGCCCACGGCUGUUAUCUUUAUUGGUGAAUUGGCCAUGUUUGUGAUGAAGUCCACCAGGGAAAGUCUUCUGGCCCAGGAGAAGAUCAUCGUGACCGGAGACUGCUGUUACCUCAGCCCGCUCAUCCGGCGCGUCAUUCGCUUCAUUGGUGUCUUUGCGUUCGGUCUCUUCGCCACGGACAUCUUUGUGAACGCUGGGCAGGUGGUGACGGGGGGGCUGUCUCCGUACUUCCUGUCCGUGUGUAAACCUAACUACACCGGGACCGAGUGUCGCUUCAACCACCAGUUCAUCGUCAACGGCAACAUCUGCACCGGCAACCCGCUGGUGGUGGAGUACGCACGCCGCUCCUUCCCGUCUAAGGACGCAGCUCUCAGCGUGUACUCUGCUGUGUACCUCACGAUGUACAUCACGAGCACCAUCAAAACCAAAUCCAGCCGCUUGGCCAAACCGGUCCUGUGUCUGGGGACCCUGUGCUCAGCUUUUCUCACGGGCCUCAAUCGCGUAUCCGAGUACCGCAACCACUGCUCCGACGUGGUGGCCGGCUUCAUCCUGGGAUCUGCUGUGGCUCUGUUUUUGGGCGUGUGCGUGGUGAACAACUUCAAAGGAGUCCACGAAGCCGCGGGAAAACAGAAGCCGGAGGAGUACCGCGGUCUGCCCCUCAUGACGUUCCCCCGAGUGGAGAGCCCCCUGGAGACCCUCAGUGCCCAGAACCACUCGGCAUCCAUGACUGAGGUCACAUGA